Molecule: messenger RNA, 6049 nt
Organism: Solea solea (common sole)
Lineage: Eukaryota; Metazoa; Chordata; Actinopteri; Pleuronectiformes; Soleidae
Gene: kcnt1a
Product: potassium sodium-activated channel subfamily T member 1a
Exons: 32
Coding region: 455-4195 (1246 amino acids)
Biological process (GO): potassium ion transport
Cellular component (GO): membrane
Molecular function (GO): intracellular sodium-activated potassium channel activity
Source: RefSeq, a predicted model, not a curated record
CACAUCUCUGAUAUACACAAACACACACACACACACUCACUCACUCACUCACUCACUCUCUGGUCCUCUGCAUCUCGCUGAAUAACCAUCAUCUUGGUCUUGGUCUGCUCUGGUCUUGCAUGCUGCAGUCAGUCUAUCUGCAGAGUUGACCAGGUUCUUGUCUUGUCUUGUCACUGUGCUGGCAGCCUCUCUUCUGUGUGGGCUGACUGACUGAAUGACUGUGACUGACUGAACUCCUCCAAAGCUGCAGCAUGCACCUGCAAAGGUGAAGAGAGGGGCUGAAGAAGAACCACAGAAGCACGUCUUUCUCUCCGGGGCUCCUCUCCUUUGAGGCAGAGCAGCCUCCGAUGCAAUUAACCCAAGAAGGCGAAUCUGUGAAGGGGGAUUCCACGCUGACCACCGCAGCUCUCCAGUCCCACGACAGCGCCGGUUCUCUGGCCAAAAUGUGCAGCGAAUGUUACGUGAAUCAGUCAUUCGUGAACGACGAUGGGACCGUGAACCACCACAAGCCACGCAACCAAGUUCAUCCUCACACCGAUUCUUCUCCUGGAGUCAAAGCUCUUCUCCAGCACCUCUUCAGACCAACAGCGACAGCAGUGAGGUUAUCUUAGACAUCUCCAACCUUAAGAUGGAGCAGCCAGAGAGUGAGGUGCCUCCACUCCCGCCUCGUUUCCGCUUCAGAGACCUGCUGCUCGGGGACCAGAGCUUUCAGAAUGAGGACAGGGUGCAGGUGGAGUUUUACGUGAACGAAAACACCUUUAAGGAGCGUCUGAAGCUUUUCUUUAUCAAAAACCAAAGAUCAAGCCUAAGGAUUCGAGUGUUCAACUUCUCGCUGAAGCUGCUCACCUGUCUGCUGUACAUCAUCAGAGUGGUUACAGACCCUGGUCAGGCCACCAGUGCCAGUAACAGCACAGAACAACAAAUCACUUCCAGUGGCAACAACAAAUGUGUUGACUGUCAGUGGAACGGAUCAGUGCAGGACAGAGAAAUUAAUUGGGAGCUGAUCUUCUGGGUGGAUAGAAAAGCUCCUGUCUGGGCCAUUCAAGUCAUUGUGGCCAUCAUAAGUUUCCUGGAGACGAUGUUGCUGAUGUAUCUGAGCUACAAGGGGAACAUUUGGGAGCAGAUUUUCCAGGUGUCCUUUCUUCUGGAGAUGAUCAACACCGUUCCCUUCAUCAUAACAAUCUUCUGGCCCUCGAUUCAGAACAUCUUCAUCCCCGUGUUUCUCAACUGCUGGCUGGCCAAAUGUGCUCUGGAGAAUAUGAUUAAUGACGUGCACAGAGCCAUCCAGAGGACAAACUCAGCCAUGUUCAACCAGGUCCUGAUUCUCAUCUGCACUUUACUCUGCCUCGUUUUCACUGGCACAUGUGGAAUCCAGCAUCUGGAGCGAGCAGGAAGGAACCUCUCACUCUUCAACUCCUUCUACUUCUGCAUCGUCACCUUCUCCACCGUGGGCUUCGGAGACGUUACUCCCCGCAUAUGGCCGUCCCAGCUGCUGGUUGUCAUCAUGAUCUGUGUGGCUCUGGUAGUUCUGCCUCUCCAGUUUGAGGAGCUGAUCUACCUGUGGAUGGAAAGACAGAAGUCCGGAGGGAAUUACAGCCGUCACAGAGCUCAGACAGAGAAACAUGUCGUACUGUGCGUCAGCGCACUGAAAAUAGACCUGCUCAUGGAUUUCCUCAACGAGUUUUACGCCCAUCCUAGACUGCAGGAUUACUACGUGGUGAUCCUGUGCCCGACUGAGAUGGACCUCCAGGUGCGGAGAGUUCUGCAGAUCCCACUGUGGUCACAGCGGGUCAUUUAUCUGCAGGGAUCUGUCCUCAAGGAUCAGGAUCUACUCCGAGCCAAAAUGGAUGACGCAGAGGCUUGUUUCAUUCUGAGCAGUCGGAAUGAGGCAGAUCGCAUGGCUGCGGACCAUCAGACCAUCCUGAGAGCCUGGGCAGUGAAGGACUUUGCACCAAACUGUCCCCUUUAUGUGCAAAUACUGAAACCAGAAAACAAGUUCCACGUAAAAUUCGCUGAUCAUGUUGUGUGUGAGGAAGAAUUCAAGUAUGCCAUGUUGGCUCUCAACUGUGUUUGCCCUGCAACGUCCACCUUGGUCACUCUCCUCGUACACACCUCCCGUGGACGGGAAGGACAACAGUCUCCAGAGCAGUGGCAGAGGAUGUACGGGUGUUGUUCUGGCAACGAGGUCUACCACAUCCGACUGUGCGACAGCAAGUUCUUUGGAGAGCAUAAUGGCAAAAGCUUCACAUACGCCUCCUUCCAUGCUCACAAGAAGUAUGGCGUGUGUCUGAUUGGAAUAAAGAGGGAAGACAACAAGAGCAUCCUCCUGAACCCUGGCCCGCGCCACAUCAUGGCCGCCACAGACACCUGCUACUACAUCAACAUCACCAAGGAGGAGAACUCGGCGUUCAUCUUCAACCAGGAGGAGAGGAAGGGACGACCUGCUGGGGGAAUCUACGAUGGGCCCUCACAGCUUCCUGUGCACAGCAUCAUUGCGAGCAUGGGUACUGUUGCCAUGGAUCUUCAGAAUACGAGUCCACCCGACGUCUCAGGUGGACAACUGGUCCCGCCGACAGUGAACGGAACGGGGAGCCGCCGGCCGAGCAUCGCUCCAGUUCAGGAGCUCGCCGACUCCGCCUCGAUCCUGCCCUGUGACCUUCUUGGCGACCAGUCAGAGGAUGACUCGGUUUUUACAGAUGAGAAAGACAACUCAUCACCUGAGUAUGUGAAAGGUUAUCCCCCGAACUCUCCGUACAUUGGGAGCUCGCCCACCUUGUGCCAUCUGUUGGCUGAAAAAGCCCCGUUUUGCUGCCUACGACUGGACCAGGGCUGCAGGCACAACAGUUUUGAGGACGCAAAGGCUUACGGUUUUAAAAACAAGCUGAUCAUCGUGUCAGCCGAGACCGCGGGGAACGGCCUCUAUAACUUCAUAGUGCCUCUCAGAGCGUACUACAGACCCAGGAAAGAGCUCAACCCCAUUGUGUUGCUGCUGGAUAACCCGCCAGAUAAUCACUUUCUGGAGGCAAUCUGCUGUUUCCCUAUGGUCUACUACAUGGCUGGGACUAUAGACAACCUUGACAGUCUGCUGCAGUCUGGUAUUAUCUAUGCAGAUAAUUUGGUUGUUGUUGAUAAGGAGAGCACAAUGAGUGCCGAGGAGGACUACAUGGCCGACGCUAAAACCAUUGUCAAUGUGCAGACCAUGUUCAGAUUGUUUCCCAGUCUCAGCAUCAUCACGGAGCUUACUCAUCCAUCCAACAUGAGAUUCAUGCAGUUCAGAGCAAAGGACUGUUAUUCACUGGCUCUCUCCAAGCUGGAGAAGAAAGAGCGCGAUAAAGGCUCUAACUUGGCCUUCAUGUUUCGCCUUCCCUUCGCUGCGGGCCGGGUGUUCAGUAUCAGCAUGCUGGACACACUGCUCUAUCAGUCGUUUGUGAAGGACUACAUGAUCCUCAUCGCGAGGCUGCUGCUGGGACUGGACACCACUCCCGGAUCAGGAUACCUCUGUGCUAUGAAAGUGAACGAGGAGGAUCUGUGGAUCAGCACGUACGGCAGACUCUUCCAGAAACUCUGCUCCUCCAGUGCGGAAAUUCCCAUCGGCAUCUAUCGCACGGAGUCCCACAUUUUCAAUUCUUCUGAGUCUCAGGUGUCGGUCAGUGUCGACGACUGCGAGGACACCAAGGACAGAGCGGACGAGCCCCGCAGCAACGACCAGUCAGAUCACCCCCUGCUGAGGAAGAAGAGCAUGCAGUGGGCGCGGCGGCUCAGUAAGAAGAGCAUGAGGUGGCAGGGCAUGAGCAGGGACUCCAGCAAAGACCACGGCCAGCGCAUCGCACAGCAGCGCCUCAACCUCUACAGGCGCUCCGAGAGGGAGGAGCUGUCCGAACUGGUCCGCAACCGCAUGAGACACCUGGGCCUCCCCACGUCGGGAUAUGAAGACCUGACUAAUCUGACUGCUAGUGAUGUCAUGAACAGAGUCAAUCUGGGAUAUUUACAAGAUGAACAGAACGAUCAACAAAACACCCUCUCAUACGUCCUGAUUAACCCGUCUCCUGACACCAGGCUGGAGCUCAAUGACAUUGUGUACCUGAUUCGUUCAGACCCCCUCGCUCAUGUCCCAGAUGAGCCGCCCGUCCACAGCAGCAGCCUGAAAGAGAGACACGAGUCCAGCUUUGACGUCAGAGAGGACACGCAGCUUUGAGAGCACAUCGCUGACCUUCACGGGUUCAGUCAUUUCUAAUCACCCCUGUCACCCCCGUCAGUUUUCGUGGGGGGGUCCGGUUGUGUCCACACAGGUCCAGCGUGACACUGGACAAGCUGUGCCAUAAUGUUCCAGCACUGCACUCUAUUUUUAUGGGAUGAUUGCCUCCAAAUUGACAGGUGACGUAUGAUGUCACCAUUUGACAUUUUCAUCCUCUCGACACAGGAUGUAAGAGCAGUGUAUUUAUUUGUGACGAGGCUCUUUCCUGCAGACACUCAGGUCCAUCUCGCCUACAAAGUUGUCCUCGGUCAGAGUCAAUUUUAUUCAACAAACAAAACAAUUAAGAUCACAUUUGUUUUGGAUUGUGGCUUUUUCAGAUGACCAGAAACCACAUGCAGAGGCCAUUACACGUACAUACUUAAGAUAUAACUUUCAAUAAUAGUAAAAAAAACAACAUGUGCAUUUAAAGCUUUAAUUUGAAGCUUAUUUUUGUAGCUGAACAAUAGAGGUGCAGUGGUUAUUCAGUAGUGUGGAAGUCUAAAAAACAUCGGUGUUACUUAUCUGUACAUGUCUUUGGUUGGAUGAUUUUUUCUUUGCACUUUAGGCGCUUUGUUCAACUUUUUAACCCCGUUCCAUGUCAUGCAUUCAGUAUUGUGUCAUUAUCUAAUUUGUACUAUAUUACAAAAUCAGAGAACCUCAUUUCACGUUCAGCUCUGCUCUGUGGUUUUGUGGCUGUUUGGGUGAGAAAUGUACUUUUAAAACGCUACGUCUUGUACACAAGAGUUUUCAAUUUGCGACUUUUUUGACUUAUAUAUAUAUACAGUAUAUAUUUAAAUGUUGGAAAUAUUUGUACGUGAGCUUGCACAUUAAAGUGCCGUUGUAUGAAAAAAGCAUGUCGUAGCUGUUCUGAUAAUUCAGCCUUUGGAAUGGAAAGUGUUUAGUAAUUGAAUGAGAUGAAUGCCUUAAUGUAAUGGCUACACCUCUUUCAUGUGACCCAGAAAGAUUUGCCAAACAAUAAGGGAAUAAAACAAAAAUCAACAAAAAAAAUGUAAAUAAUAAUGAAAAAUGUAUUUUUGCCGUCACAAAUCAUUUACAAAUCUCUCUUGUUUAUUGGCAGUGAAGAUGUUGAUGUGUAUUCUGAGUCUGUGUUAGUCAGGAGCAGUUAGUGCUGUCAGCACAUUAUGUAUUAGUGUUAUAGUACAGUACUGGCUAUCAGUCAGACUGCUACUGGGAAAUAUCUCAUCAGAACAAUGCUGCUGCAAAUCCACUCUAUUACAUUACCUGAAUAAUUUAUUCAGUUCAGUAUCUUUCCUGUAGCCUGGCACAUGCAACAAAAUCACACAGCUGAAGGACUGAGUCUGUAUUAAGACUUUUCAUCAUUGAUGAAAGGGUUCUUUGUUAACUUACUGACCUUGCCACGAUGAACAUUCUUUUCCCCCACCGAUGCCAAACAGCCUGGUUGACAGUUCUACAGUUACAAGUUACAGUAAAGUGAACAGAUUGUGCUGGAACAUUAAUCUGUUAGUGGCAGUGACGCACGGCUCAUGAGAGGGUAAUUAAGGCAGGCCUCUUUAAAACCCAUUUGCAGAAAUUUGUGUCAAAAAUCUUGAGUCAUAGCUCACUCAUAUCAGAGCACCGAGAUGUAACGCACGCACUUUUACCUUCAGUCAUAGCCCGAAGUUUAACGCACUGAAUUUGGAGUCCAUUCAAAGUAAGUCUGUUAAGACUUUUAGUGCCACAUUAUACUAAAUUAUUACCUUUUAUAAAAGUAUCUGCCAGCAACAUGGAACAGAGGCAAAAAGCCAGAUGGCACAGCGGGAAUGAAAUGAUAUACUGCAACAACCAUAGCAAGGA